Exserohilum turcica Et28A is the source of this 327-nucleotide messenger RNA. RefSeq lists its product as uncharacterized. Gene Ontology annotation, cellular component: vacuolar proton-transporting V-type ATPase complex. Gene Ontology annotation, molecular function: proton-transporting ATPase activity, rotational mechanism. The record is from RefSeq and is a predicted model, not a curated record. NCBI's taxonomy places the organism in Eukaryota, Fungi, Ascomycota, Dothideomycetes, Pleosporales, Pleosporaceae. Bases 1 to 327 code for a protein of 108 amino acids. Gene Ontology annotation, biological process: proton transmembrane transport. The transcript is spliced from 4 exons.
AUGGCCGAGCGCGAAGCUCAGAAGAUUGUCCAGCAAGCCCGCCCAAGCACCCAUCUAACCGCCUUAGACCGCACCAAGCGCGUAAAGGACGCCCGCAACGAAGCGCAAAAGGAAAUCGACGACUACAGGAACGAGAAGGACGCCGAGUACCAAAAGUUCGAGAAGGAGCACAGCUCAGGCAACCAAAAGGCCGAGGAGGACGCAAAGAAGGAGACCGAUGCCAAGAUCCACGAGAUUGAAGAGAUUGGCAAAAAUUCAGGCAGCAAGGUCGUUGAUCAGCUGAUUGAGGCCGUCAUCAGCGCGCACCCAGAGCCACCGAAGAAAUGA